UAUUUUCGGCAAGUGUUCAAGUUAAUACAUGUCAACAGAAACAAUAAAAAAGCAUAAUAGCACGUUGACUGUUUCCAUCACCCGCGUACAUAAUAUAAUAGUGGGCUUGCUCUGAGUAAAAGAGCUUCAAAACAGAAACGACACUGUUACUGUUGACUUGUUAUUAACACUCAGUCAGUAAUAUCCUGUUGAGGUAAACUUGAUUAAUUGGCCAAACAGCUUACCUCAGACGAGAAUAUUAGCUAAGACGAGUGUCAACCACAUAUAAAAUCAAGAGGAACCGUUUUCGUGUACUCAGUGCAAUUCUUACUGUCCAAGUAAUUGGAUGAUAUCGAAUUUGUUUUUGGAAUCUAACAGAUACAGUACAGUUUAAAUCAUUUUUGACUCAUUUGAUCAAAAAUUUGUUUUUCGAUACAAUAAAAAAAAUAUAUAUGUAAACAUUCAAUUAAAAUGAAUUUGUUUUGCAUACUAAUUUUUGCAGCGUUAUGCUCAGGCGUGGUAAUGACGAAAUCGGAGCCAACUACAUUGUCAUCAUUCACAUCAUCAAGUGCAAAAUCAAUUGCUAAAGUGAAACGACAAUAUCAGUUUCCAUUUGCCCGACCAGUAAACUAUUCACCCUUUGUUGGAGAUGCUGCACUCGACUCUUCACGGUAUGCAGACGCACAUGCACAAACUAUAAAUCAAGUCGAUCAAAAAGACAUAAAUGGCAACUUCAACUAUGCAUAUGAAACCACCAAUGGAAUAAAAGUUCGUCAAACAAGUUAUAUAACUAACCAAGGUAGAGUAGUGGUUGGCUAUUAUUCAUACCUCGGACCAGAUGGAAAAAUCUACACUACGCAUUACACAGCAGAUCAGCAUGGAUAUAGAGCAACUGGGUCACAUCUGCCGGUUCAAGAGACUGCUGUACAACCUUUACCAUUCGUUUCGAGUACACCAGAUCCAAUUCCGUUUGUUUCAAGCACACCAGCACCGUUUAUUUCGAGUACACCUGGUCAUUUCGGACCUAGUACACCAGCUCCAUUUGUGUCAUCAUCUCCAUUUAAUGUGCCAUCUCCAACACCGUAUCGAGGAUUUAUAGGAUAUUCUCCUACUACCACAUCACCUAUUGUCUCUUCAUCAACACCAGUUGCAUCUACAGUUUCGCCAUUUUCAGUGUCAAGACGCCCGAAUUUUCCAAUUUAUGGACAGCGAACAGUUCCAUUCCAAGGUUAUGCCUAUACAAACCCAAGAAUAAACACACCGUAUUCAGUCGUAUCGCAACAAACACCAGCGCCAAUAUUCUUUCCAUCUUCUUCAGAGACACCACUGAAUAGAUUUUCAUAUGCAACGGCGCCAUCAAAUAUCGAUUCCAGGAUUACGACUACAUUUUCUCCUCCACCACGUUUAAACAAUCUAGAUGGUAUAACUUCAUCAAGAUCUCCAUUGAACGAUGAUAUACCAGUUCGAUUCAAGCAAUAUAUUCCACCUGCACCAAUUGUGUCGUCAACUCCAAGACCUUUUGACAGUUUUUCGCCACACCAACCCGAUACAAUUUUAAUUACACCCAAACCAUCUAUCAAUCAACCUGUACUGCCAAAUAGUUUAUCAGUUAAUCAAAAUCUCUUACCACCAUACCUUUCUGUUGGUCCACUGAAUUCUCCACAAUUCUCUGGCCGGCAUAGUUUUAAUACCAAUUUUCGAGAAAAUGCAAAUUUUAUUAACAGUCCACCAUACGAAUUCAAUGAUCAAGUCAGGCCGCAAACUGUCGCCCCCUUAACCGUAACUAAUUUAAACUUUCGUAAGAAAUGAAAUUUUAAUGAAACAGCACUAAAUGAAAAAAGUCAUUAAUAAACUAAAAAAACAGUGUUUAUGUUCAAUAAAAUGCAAUUAAAUCGAAGAAUUCAUACUCAAUAAAA
Messenger RNA from Sitodiplosis mosellana (orange wheat blossom midge), 1895 nucleotides. RefSeq names its product mucin-2-like. Bases 451 to 1788 code for a protein of 445 amino acids. The record is from RefSeq and is a predicted model, not a curated record. Lineage: Eukaryota; Metazoa; Arthropoda; Insecta; Diptera; Cecidomyiidae. The transcript has 4 exons. Gene Ontology annotation, molecular function: structural constituent of chitin-based larval cuticle. Gene Ontology annotation, cellular component: chitin-based extracellular matrix.